Molecule: messenger RNA, 756 nt
Organism: Dissoconium aciculare CBS 342.82
Lineage: Eukaryota; Fungi; Ascomycota; Dothideomycetes; Mycosphaerellales; Dissoconiaceae
Exons: 1
Source: RefSeq, a predicted model, not a curated record
AACGUCGACAGCUACAGUGCAUUCAAGGCCGACCCGACCAUCUCAUCGGUCGCCCUUGCUGCUCCGACUCCUUCCGGUUACACUCAGAACUUUCGCAACCUCGCUGGAGCUAGCAACGCUCUUGGGUACCUGGGAUAUGCUGUCGUGAACAAGGGACAAACCGGUUAUGACGUUCAAUGGUGUGCCAACAAGUGUAACUCUAUCUCGGGAUGCCUGAGCUUCAACAUUUACAUGGAAAGAGACCCUGUCCAGGAACCAGGCGGAGCCUGUCAGAACCCUCCGGCUUUCGCGAAUAUCAAGUGCUCAUUCUGGGGUAGUGGGUUGACUGCUGCGACUACCACCCAGAACCAGGGUCAGUGGCAAGCUGGCUUCCAGGUAGCAAUCGCUGGCUCAAACGGCUACACUUCUUGGAAGCUUGGUGGUGCUAUUCCCAACUACGGGAGCCCCCAGAGCUUGAACACCUCGGCCAUGAACGCGCCCCUGGAUGACUGUGCUGGCACUUACACGUACCUUGGCUAUAAGCUAUUCCAAGAGGGACCUUUCAACCCCCUUCUCUGCUCUGCUGCUUGCGAUGCGCAGACUAAGUACAACUUGGAAAAUCCCCCAAAGACUGGCAAGCCCGUCAAAUGCGCUGCCUUCGGCACCUACAUCUUGACGAUGACCAAUAAGACUGGUUCCUACCAGCAAGGUCAGAUGUGCACUCUGUACACGUCAUUCUGGGACAAGGUUUACGCCAAGAACGUGGUGUCGUACGAC